GUUGUUACUGAGCAGCCAUGACAGCGCAGGGGAGCGUCACGUGGUGAGACAAGAUGGACAAACAGAAAGUGUUGUCCAAGCUGAUGUGGGACCUGCAGGCCUUCCUGUCAGUGCUAGACUCUGAGAACCUGAGCUACAAGGCCCAGGUCCAGAAGAAGUCCAUCUCACAACUGGUGUCAGCCCUGCAGACGCAAGACGCCACAACGGAGGACGCAGAGUACGUCAUCAUGAGCUGUCCGUCCGCGUCUCCUAGCAACCAGGCAGAUGUGCCGCAGACAGGGGUCCUGUCAUCUGAGCCAGACUGGAUGAGAGAUGCUGUAACCAAGGCGAUGCCCCGCCCCCCAGGGGGUCCCUUAGCUACUGACGAUGAAGAUGAAGACACGUACGAGGAGGCCCAUCCCUACAACACUGCGAAGAACCUCGAGAGGGCGGAGUCUGACAGCAGCUACUACGAGUCGUACGGCGAGGAGGAGGAGGAGGAGGAGGAGGCGGAGCACGUGAAGGACAGAGCUCACUACAUCCAAUGGAGCGCCUCGCAGCCCUGCCUAAGGCCCGCCCCCGAGUCCCGCCUCUGUGGCUACCUGUGGAGGAGGAGGUGGUUGGGCCAGUGGACCAAGCAGCUCUUCAUCAUCAGGAACCGCUCGCUGCUGUGCUACAAGUGCGCACGCGACCUGCUGCCUCAGACCGAGGUCAACCUGAGAGGCUGCCAGCUGGUCUACAAGGUGAAGACCAGCGGGAGGGUCCAGCACCAGCUCAAGCUGCUCCUGCCGGGCUCACACACUCUGGUGCUGGGCUACAGCACUUCUCAGCAGGCCCACGAGUGGCGCAAGGUCAUAGAGGAGCUGAGUGAGGAGCAGAACCUCUCUGGGACCACAUCGGAGUCGCUUUGGUCCUGCAGGUCCAGUGCGGUUCUGACCCACAAUGACCAAGAAGAUCCUCCAAGUCACCACAACAAGGACAAAGACUUCCUGAACGUGCUGAUGAACUGUCAGUGGCAAAGUCUGCUGUGUCAGGUGGAGGCGGGGCUUCUCAACAUGUUUGGCGAGGACGGGGACGAGGAGGCGGAGCCAACAAGGCGGCGGCCCCCCCAGUACACAUUGCAGCUGCGAGGCUGCGCGGUGGAGGCGGGACCCGACGACGCGUGCUCGCAGAGGAUCAUACUGAGCGUGCUCGGUGACCAGGUGGCCGUGCUGGAGGUGAGCUCGGCGGACGAGAAGCGGCGAUGGACGCGACUCCUGAAGGACGGGGCGGCCGGUUACCGCAGCAACAAGGCCCGGCAAGAAGUCAGCCCGCCGCGGACCAACACGUACAUGGACCCGCCCCUAUACUCCAACACCUCGCUGCUGGAGCACAUGCUCCACAGCUCUCAGGACGCUCGCUGCGGGACCUACGCCAACGCCGUCCUCGCCGCACACAAGACGCAGCGUGGCGUUCAGAAGUUGGAGCUGGCGGGCAGGAAGGAAGUCCACCUGAGGGCGGGGUCAGAGGUCAACCUGGCCAAGCACAACAAACGCUCGUCUUUUCGACAGUCGCUGGCCGUGUGUGGCGAGAGAGCACAGGCAAGUCUGCUGAACCCGCUGCUGCUGCGGCGCUCAGCGUCGGUGAAAAGUUCCCUGAGACCUUCUCCUUCAUCCUUCUUCAUCCAACACAAGAAGGAAUGGGAGAGCAAAGCUGCUUGACACCAUGUGACGUCUGUGCAGAUCACACCUUCUAAGUUAUUGACCAAAGUAACUAUUUAUUUUGAGGUACUUUAUGGUCACAUGACUGGAGUCAUGUGACUUAGCAACACAAGAAUAGAC
Molecule: messenger RNA, 1799 nt
Organism: Nerophis lumbriciformis (worm pipefish)
Lineage: Eukaryota; Metazoa; Chordata; Actinopteri; Syngnathiformes; Syngnathidae
Product: actin filament-associated protein 1-like 2
Cellular component (GO): cytosol
Molecular function (GO): SH3 domain binding
Source: RefSeq, a predicted model, not a curated record